GUGACGAAAUAAAACUGUUAUAAUUAUUAAAAAAAAUAAUAAUCUUGACUCAUUAAAUUAGUAGGUAGUCAUUAUGCGCUAUGGAUUAUGUAUUUUUGAAUCUAAACAUUAAUUAUUAAUGUGUUAUUAGAAUAAUUUUGAAACCUUCAGCAUCAAUUUAACGGAUUAUUGUUACUACGUUUGUUCAUUAGAAAUUAAAAAAAUUAACUAUGAAGAGAAUCAAUAGGCAGCUUUUAAAAAUUUUCAAUUUCAAGAGACUGUACAGUCAAGAUGUGCUACAAAAGAAAAUCAUACCGGUUUUGGAUUCAGAAAUUCACUUACCAGAACCCGAAUAUGAUAUAGAUUUUUGGUGCAAUCCAUUUAACCGAGAUUUGAUAGUUAAAAACAUUUCAAAGAGAAAAAGUCAUGCAGACAUUAAUAGAAUUCUGCAGUUGCAUCAAAAUUCCCAUUCUCAGGAAGAACUUAUAAACGAAAUACGAAAAAUUCCUAAUCUUACAGAUCCCAAAGUUCUUGAAUACAAGGACAAUGAGCCUUGCGUUCUUAGAAAAAUGGGAGAGCAGCCUACUUUUAGAUUUAAACCACAAGAAUUUUCUCAAAUAAUGGCGAGAUUGAAGUUAUUGAAAAGCGAUCGUCUAGGCCCAGUAACAGGGUCCAAGAGUUACAUUCUCAUGGAUGAUCUGGCUGAACUGGAGCAGGCUCUUGUCAAAUAUACUAUCAAAGAACUGUUGAAAAAUAACUUCCAUCUGAUCUCUGUACCAGAUAUUUUACCUUCCCAAGUCAUUGAAAGGUGUGGACUUAUCAGUGAUGGUGAGAGAAAACUGGUGUAUGAGUUGGAGCCAUUUUAUGGCGACGAUUUAAGUCUGUCAGGUACAGCUGAGAUGGCUUUAGCUUAUAAAUUGUCAAACAAAAUAUUCUCUCCUCACGAGUUACCCUUGAAACUUGCCGCUGUGAGUAGAUGCUACAGAGCUGAGAUUUCACAGCUGGCUGAUGAAAGAGGCAUUUACAGAGUUCAUCAGUUUACCAAAGUUGAAAUGUUUGUUUGUUCCGAUCAAGAAAAAUCAAUUGAAAUAAUGGAUCAAAUUGUUGCACUGCAGGAAAAAUUAUUUGGGCAGUUAGGAUUGUAUUAUCAAGUAUUAGAUAUGCCUCCUAAUGAAUUGGGAUCACCAGCUUAUAGAAAAAUCGAUAUUGAAGCUUGGAUGGUAGGCAGAAAAAAAUUUGGCGAAGUGUCAAGCUGCAGCAAUUGCACGGACUAUCAAGCGCGAAGACUCAACAUUAAGUACAAAACGAAAGAUGAUCAAAUUUUACAUGUGCAUACUUUGAAUGGAACAGCUUGUGCAGUGCCCCGUAUGCUUAUCGCGAUUUGCGAAACACAUCAAAAGAACGACAAUAGCAUCGCUGUGCCAAAAGUUUUGCAAGAAUUUAUGAAUGGUAAAAGUUUUAUACAGAAAAGUGACGCACCACGAACUAAAGUAUUCAAAAGUAAUCAAAAAGUUAAUUGA
Molecule: messenger RNA, 1499 nt
Organism: Copidosoma floridanum
Lineage: Eukaryota; Metazoa; Arthropoda; Insecta; Hymenoptera; Encyrtidae
Gene: SerRS-m
Product: Seryl-tRNA synthetase, mitochondrial
Biological process (GO): seryl-tRNA aminoacylation
Molecular function (GO): ATP binding; serine-tRNA ligase activity
Source: RefSeq, a predicted model, not a curated record